Messenger RNA from Gambusia affinis (western mosquitofish), 4759 nucleotides. It is a transcript of the gene opa1, whose product is annotated as OPA1 mitochondrial dynamin like GTPase. Gene Ontology annotation, biological process: mitochondrial fusion. Gene Ontology annotation, cellular component: cytoplasm; microtubule; mitochondrial membrane. The record is from RefSeq and is a predicted model, not a curated record. Gene Ontology annotation, molecular function: GTP binding; microtubule binding; GTPase activity. Lineage: Eukaryota; Metazoa; Chordata; Actinopteri; Cyprinodontiformes; Poeciliidae. The transcript is spliced from 31 exons. Bases 204 to 3302 code for a protein of 1032 amino acids.
GGACUACGGUGGCUGUCAGGGCACAUUUGGAGGUAGUACCACUCACCAGAAGUGGAACUGUCACACUGCUUGUGUCCUUGUUAGCUAGCGGGCUUGUGAGUUGCCAUUAGAGGCAGGCAAAUGUGUCCUGAUUGGAAAGAUGUAUUGAUUUGUUACGGGAGAUAAAAUCUGACAGAGAGCUACGUUUACUUGUUAGCAGCGCCAUGUUGCGUGUCGGGAGCUCAGCCGCCUGUGUGGCUUGUAGGAGCCUCGUCUCAAACAAUAUGGGGGUGAAAUUCCGGAUCCCAUUGCAGAAACUUCAUCCUCUGUCUCGUGCCAUUCACCAUCGUUACUCUGGAAACAAUAACCCUCAUCGGACUCCUCAUCGCACAGCAGCGCGAUAUUUUACCUCCAUGUCCCGGUUGCCCAUGCGGCCUUUGAAGCCCCCUCCGGGGUCUGGCGGUCACAGGCACCACCAGCAGCGCAACUUCUGGGUGGCCCGCCUGGCAGCCCGGCUGCUGAGGCUCCGAUACAUCCUGCUGGGAACAGCAGUUGGAGGAGGUUACACAGCUAAGAAGACCUAUGAAGAAUGGAAAGACAUGCUGCCUGAUUUCAGUGAGUACAACUGGGUCAUCCCUGACUUUGUGUGGGAACUGAGUGAACAUAUUGAUCUUGAUAAACUGGCGAAGGCGUUACCAGAGAUGGAAGAAAUCGCUAAACUUCUACCUGACUUUGAGAAGAUUGGAGAGAACUUCACUUUUCUUAAAGGGCUUCUUUCCUCCGGUGUGAGUUUGGGUAGUGAAGUCAAAGGAGCCUCUGGCCUGCAUCUGUUAGAAAGUUCAGGUGAUCCUGCUCUAAAAGCUACAGAUUCUUCAACUGGAGCUGCACAUGAUGCCAGUGACAAGCAGUACAAAAAGCAGGGUCUGCUCGGAGAGCUGAUUUUUAUUCAGCAGCAGAUCCAGCGGCACGAGGAGGAGGUCCAGCGGGCCGCUGCAGCCAAUAGUGCGCGUACGUCACCCCAAGAGCGUGCUGCGAACCACAACCCCUCGACACAGACACGCCAGUCAUCAGACAGAGAAAAGGUUGACCAGCUCCAAGAGGAGCUUCUUCGAACUCAGUUAAAGUAUCAGCGCAUGCUGGAAAGACUGGAAAAGGAAAACAAAGAGUUAAGGAAAGUGGUGCUGCAAAAAGAUGAUAAGGGGAUUCAUCAACGGAAGGUGAAGAAAUCCCUUAUUGACCUCUAUUCUGAAGUCCUCGACAUCUUGUCUGAUUAUGAUUCCAACUACAACACCCAGGACCAUUUACCCAGGGUGGUUGUGGUUGGCGAUCAGAGUGCUGGGAAGACCAGCGUGCUUGAGAUGAUCGCCCAGGCCAGGAUCUUCCCCAGGGGAUCAGGAGAGAUGAUGACACGCUCUCCUGUGAAGGUAACAUUAAGCGAAGGUCCCCAUCAUGUGGCCAUGUUCAAAGACAGUGGCAGAGAGUUCGACCUUAGUAAGGAGGAGGAUUUGGCUGCUCUGAGGCAUGAGAUUGAGCUGAGGAUGAGGAAGAGUGUGAAGGAGGGACAGACGGUCAGCUCUGAGACAAUCUCUUUGAACGUUAAAGGACCGGGUAUUCAGAGGAUGGUUCUUGUUGACUUACCUGGUGUCAUCAGUACGGUGACGACGGGCAUGGCAUCAGACACUAAGGAAACCAUCUUCAGCAUGAGCAAGGCCUACAUGCAAAACCCUAAUGCUAUCAUUCUUUGUAUUCAAGACGGCAGUGUGGAUGCAGAGCGCAGCAUCGUAACAGACCUGGUCAGCCAGAUGGACCCUCAGGGCAGAAGGACCAUCUUUGUUCUAACUAAAGUGGACUUGGCUGAAAAGAACCUGGCCAGUCCAGGCAGAAUUCAGCAAAUUGUUGAAGGAAGGCUGUUUCCCAUGAAAGCUCUUGGUUAUUUUGCUGUGGUAACAGGAAAAGGGAGCUCCGGGGAGAGCAUAGAUGCAAUUAAAGAUUACGAAGAGGAUUUUUUCCAGAACUCCAGAUUGCUGAGGGACGGUAUGCUGAAGGCUCAUCAGGUCACCACAAAGAACUUGAGUCUGGCUGUCUCUGACUGCUUCUGGAAGAUGGUCAGGGAGUCUGUGGAGCAGCAAGCUGAUGUUUUCAAAGCAUCACGAUUCAACCUGGAGACUGAAUGGAAGAACAACUAUCCUCGUCUGAGAGAACUUGACAGGAAUGAACUCUUUGAAAAAGCAAAAAAUGAAAUUUUGGAUGAAGUCAUUAGUUUGAGUCAAGUGACGCCCCAACUCUGGGAGUCUAUUCUGCAGAAAAAGCUUUGGGAACGUGUUUCCACUCAUGUCAUCGAGAACAUCUAUCUGCCUGCUGCCCAAACAAUGGACUCCGGGACAUUUAACACAACUAUAGACAUCAAGCUGAAGCAGUGGACUGACAAGCAGCUUCCACAUAAGGCACUGGAGGUUGCCUGGGAGACUUUGCAGGAGGAGUUUGCUCGCUUUAUGGCUGAAUACAAAGGCAAAGACCAGGACGACAUCUUUGACAAGUUGAAGGAGGCAGUGAAGGACGAGAGCAUCAAGAGGCACAAGUGGAAUGAGAGAGCCAUGGACAGUCUGAGGGUGAUCCAGCACAACACCUUAGAAGACCGAUCCAUCACCGACAAACCUCAGUGGGAUGCUGCCAUCCAGUUCAUGGAGGAAACGCUGCAGUCACGCCUCAAAGACAAUGAAUCUGUGAUCAGAGACAUGGUGGGGCCUGACUGGAAAGAGAGGUGGCUAAAGUGGGUGAACCGGACGCCAGAGCAGCACAUUCGUAAUGAAACAAAAAAUGAGCUGGAUCGCUUGCUGAAGCUGCACGAUGACCACACUGCUUACCUGGCCAGUGAUGAGGUCACCACAGUGAGGAAGAACCUGGAGGGACGGGGGGUUGAAGUGGACCCAGUGCUGAUCAAAGACACGUGGCAUCAGCUUUAUCGCAGACACUUCUUGCAGAAAGCACUGACUCACUGCAGCCUCUGCAAGAGAGGUUUCUACUACUACCAGAGACACUUUGUUGACUCUGAGCUGGAGUGCAAUGAUGUGGUGUUGUUUUGGAGGAUCCAGAGGAUGUUGGUCAUCACCGCUAACACACUCCGGCAGCAGCUUACCAAUACUGAGGUGCGGCGGUUGGAGAAAAAUGUAAAAGAGGUCUUGGAUGACUUUGGAGAAGACUUGGAGAAAAAGACUCAACUCAUCACUGGCCGCAGAGUCCAGCUGGCUGAGGAUCUCAAGAAAGUCCGUGAGAUUCAAGAGAAACUUGAAGCUUUCAUUGAAGCUCUUCACAAGGAGAAGUAACGGAUCCAGAUUAUUGCACUGAACAAAGACAGCACAUCUGUAAAUUUCCGCCAUCGCCCCUUUCUGGCACGAUCUCCACAGCUUCCUGGUUUUACUAUCAGUGACUCUUAGACAGUGAUGGAGCGAUAGAUAUGAACACAAAUGAAGAACAGUUCCUUUUCUUUUUCCUUUUUUUCAAAUCCCUCUGGCUGCUUUGACACCAGAGGAGCACAACAACCCAACCAUACUGAGAUUGAAGGAGAAAUGCAAAGCUUGUUCCCCAUAGCUGAGGACUGUUGAUAUGUCCUAUGCUCUUUUUGAUAUUUUGGAGUUUCUGUCUCAUCCAAAAAUUACAACCAGUUAUCUUCUAAAAUAUUGAAUAGUUGCAUUUAGGAUUAACAGCACUUGAUUCCACUUUUAAGCUCAUCUGAGUGUCCAGCUCUCCAUUCACCAACACUCUCCACUGUCCUUACUCGUGAGCGUCCGCGUCUCAUAAAGCUAGAUCUAUUUUUAUUCAAUUUAUUCCCUUAUUAAGACAUCUGUUUCGUUGUUCCAAAAGUGCACAACAAACUUCUCAACCAAUUUUAUUUUAAUUUCAUACAUGUCCCAAAUGUAACUCUUGCUCUCUUACUGAAACGCUAAAUAGAGGAAACAAAUUAUAAAAUGUCUUUUAAAAAGUGAAAUAGUUGUCAUUGAGGUUUUAAAAAUGCCCAUUCAACACCUGUGCAGUUUAAUAUGAUUAGAUUUUUAGAGUCUGUCCCACUAUAGUUAGUUUUCUGCCUCUAGAGCCAGUUAGAAAAGCUGAUCUAAUUCUCAAUACUGUUUGAUUCAGUGGGCUCAUUUACAAAUGGACUGGGUUUUCUUCCAGAUGUUUUUUGAAUUUGCACCAGGUUUCUCAUCUUUUGUCAGCCAUUUGCAGUGGGCCUAGAUGUAUGCGAUACAGAAGCUGUUGUACUUAAAAUUACCUUUGUGAAUGAAUAGUUUCUAAGUGGGAAAAAUGAUAGAAAAUCUUCCUUACUACAAUUUCUUUCGUUCCAGUCACUGUUCAGGACUCACUGUUCUACUCGCUCCCCAGAUUCUCAUCCUUUUCCUCAUUUGAACCUUUAAGAAUCUUCACGUCACCGACACCCUGCUCUCUUCUUUCUGUAUUUGCCUGCAUGGAGGAGUGAGAAUACGUUACCCAUAUUCCUUCACUCCUUCAUUCACUCAGAUGUGUUUAUAUGGGUAUGUGUACAUAAAUAUCCAGACUGUGCUUCCUGCACAGACAAAGUGAGUGGGCAGUCGGGGAGCCGCUAUCAUGUACAGCACCAGGAUCCAGAGUGAGACACCUGCGCAACAGAAAGCUAAGAAGCUGUUUUAUGUUGUAGAAAGUAAUGUGUGCAUGGUGUUCCCCCUUACAGAUGUGCAUUAUUUAUUUAAUUUGUGUUGAAAUGAAAAUAAAAUUGACGUCAAUAAAUAAAUUUCAUUUUUUUUUUUAU